AAGCAUACAUUCAUUCAGUGACUGAUCGGUACUUCCCGUGUAGAGGAAUGUUUUCUUGUUAACGCAAAUAAUUGGAGAUGUUCAAUUUGAGGCAAUCUUGCAUCAAAAAUAUAAACCUCAGUCUGAGUUUGGUCAUGGAGAUAUGGAACUGGUGCAAACCAAGUCUUCACUAGAUAUUCUGGCAGAUCAAGGCAGUCCUCUUCUGCAGGAUCCAGACAUGCUACCCUAUACCGGUUAUCCCAGCAUGCAGUAUCCAUCCAUGGACACGGCAAUGUCGUCCAUGCCAUACUACUGCAAUCAGAACUACUACCCUCAGUACAAUGCAGAUGAGUGGUACUCACACACAGGGAUUUAUGAACUCAGAAAAGGACCCCUGGAAGUCAACUAUGAUGCGGAGAUGGAGGUGGUGUCCACUGUGGUGCCCACUGUUUGCAAGAGGACGCGGCACAUGGCACAAGUUGGAAGGAUCAAAGGGGAGGAACUGUGUGUUGUAUGUGGGGACAAGGCAUCCGGAUACCACUAUAAUGCUCUCACCUGUGAGGGAUGUAAAGGUUUCUUCAGAAGAAGCAUAACAAAAAAUGCUGUAUACAAGUGUAAGAGUGGUGGAAACUGUGAGAUGGACAUGUAUAUGAGAAGAAAAUGCCAGGAGUGUCGACUUAGGAAGUGCAAAGAGAUGGGAAUGCUGGCAGAAUGUCUGCUGACAGAUAUCCAGUGUAAAUCUAAAAGGCUCCGGAAGAACACCAAGGGCUCCCCAGGACAGGAGACUGGAGAUGAGACAGAGGUUGUAGACAACACAGACAGCAAACAGGUCACUUCAACCACAAAACUGUCAAAGGAAAAGGUUGAAAUCACUAAAGAACAGCAAGUGCUCAUGAGAGUUAUCGCUGAUGCUUACAACAGACACCAAAUUCCUCAAGAUGUGGCCAGAAAACUGUUGCAGGAGCAGUACAGCGCAGAGGAAAACUUCCUUUUAUUAACAGAAAUGGCAACAAGUCAAGUUAAAGUUCUGGUGGAGUUUACCAAAAAUAUUCCAGGGUUUCUAUUGCUGGAUCAUGAAGAUCAGAUUGCUUUGCUGAAGGGUUCAGCUGUGGAAGCCAUGUUUUUGCGCUCGGCUCAGAUUUUCAGUCAAAAGAUGCCUCAUGGACACACAGAGGUUCUGGAGGAGAGGAUACGCAAGAGCGGCAUGUCGGAGGAAUUCAUAACACCCAUGUUCAAUUUUUAUAGAAGUAUUGGUGAACUCCACAUGAUGCAGGAGGAACAGGCGCUCCUCACUGCCAUAACCAUCCUCACACCAGAGCGACCUUAUGUGAAGGAUCAGCAGGCUGUGGAGAGGCUUCAGGGGCCCAUGUUGGAUGUGCUGCAGAAGGUCUGUGCUCUGCAGCAUCCGCAGGAGCCACAGUACUUUGCUUGUCUUCUGGGUCGCCUGACUGAGCUGAGAACACUCAGCCACUACCACGCAGAAAUGCUCAUGUCUUGGAGAACGAAUGACCACAAAUUUACCCCACUGCUCUGCGAGAUCUGGGAUGUGCAGUGACAUCAUGAGAAAAGGAAGGAAGUGAUAGUUUUUAAGUGACAGCCUGAACAUUUCAUCUUGAAUAACAAAAUCAUGGUCCAACCCCAGUGCAUAUUUACCCUGGAUUACAGUAUAUGAUUAUGGAAUUAAAGCCUGUUAAAAGAUUGAAAAUGUUUCCUGUCCUCAAUAACAGUGAGUCCACAUUAGUCAGGGAUUAAUGAAUAAUUAACAAGGUUAUUCUACACAAGGAUUUUUUUUUCCAUGACUCACAUCAGAGCUAUUUACCAUCAUUGUCCACAUAAAUCUGAUAUGGCAGGAUUAUUGGAGCAAAAAAAAAAAAAAAAGCUCAAAAGUUAUGAUUUGUCAGUGUUGCUACUGCCACCAUCCAAACCUGUCUGUAUCCGAUUGCGGAUGCUAAAACUCAAAAAAGGCCUUUAUGGAUUCUGAUUACAUUUGUGUAGACAGGCUCCUGGGGUCAAAGACAUUUGAUCAUCUUUUGGUGAUCGUAUCUGCAUCAAAAU
Thalassophryne amazonica is the source of this 2034-nucleotide messenger RNA. RefSeq names its product nuclear receptor subfamily 1, group H, member 4 (gene nr1h4). Lineage: Eukaryota; Metazoa; Chordata; Actinopteri; Batrachoidiformes; Batrachoididae. Gene Ontology annotation, biological process: positive regulation of transcription by RNA polymerase II; negative regulation of inflammatory response; cell differentiation. The record is from RefSeq and is a predicted model, not a curated record. The transcript is spliced from 9 exons. Bases 143 to 1534 code for a protein of 463 amino acids. Gene Ontology annotation, molecular function: nuclear receptor activity; bile acid binding; zinc ion binding.